Messenger RNA from Salvelinus namaycush (lake trout), 5031 nucleotides. RefSeq lists its product as uncharacterized. Gene Ontology annotation, cellular component: mitochondrion. Gene Ontology annotation, molecular function: dihydrofolate reductase activity; NADP binding. Bases 272 to 919 code for a protein of 215 amino acids. Gene Ontology annotation, biological process: glycine biosynthetic process; dihydrofolate metabolic process; folic acid metabolic process. Lineage: Eukaryota; Metazoa; Chordata; Actinopteri; Salmoniformes; Salmonidae. The transcript has 6 exons. The record is from RefSeq and is a predicted model, not a curated record.
AAUCAGUGGUAAACAUGGACAGUCACGUAGCAACCGGAGAGAGCGGUUCCAGAUGUGGUUGCAAAUUCCAGAAACUCAUUCUCUCCACACACAAAAACGUUGGAUUCAACAAGCAAAAUACUUAUCCUCGCCCUCCUGUCUACAGUUGCCUUUGGCUUUGGUCAUACUCGGUAGAACAAUUCAGUGGUUAUGCAUCGAAAUUAUCCUCAUCCAAUGCGUUAUUAAGCCUGCUUGCGUAUCUGAGCGAGUUAUAUAAACACUUGUAAACUCGAUGUUAAACCAGACAGUUCAUGUUGUACCUUCUACUAAUGUAUCGAUGAUGUGCGCGGAGAAAGUACAGAAGAAACCGUUGCGGCUCAUCGCCGCUGCAUGCAACAACAUGGGAAUAGGAAAAGAUGGACACUUGCCAUGGGAUUUACCGACAGAAUUCAAAUUCUUUUUGGACACUACAACAAAUGUCUCCCUACCAGGAAAAUUUAACAUGAUGGUGUGGGGCAGGGGCUGCUGGUUCUCCAACCCAGACAGUCUGUUCUCUAUGCUGCCCAAUGUCCUCCAUGUGGUCCUGAGUACCACCCUGAGCACUCUCCCGGAGCAUGCCCACUUCCUGUGUCAAGAUUUCGACAGCAUGAUCGGCUUAGCCUUGCUGCAACCCCUAUGUGACCUGGUGGAGACCAUCUGGGUUGUGGGUGGUCCACAGGUCUAUCAGGAGGCUCUGAUGCAUCCCUGGUGUGAACUCGUCUUCCUCACUGACAUCAUGGCUGACUUCGACUGUGACGUCUUCUUCCCGCAGUUUGACCGAAGCAUUUUUAAAAAACAACAGAGGUUUCCUGGAGUACCAAAUGAGAUUCAAGAGGAGAAUGGGGUUACAUUUAAGUUUGAAGUUUUCAAGAGGGAGAUCUGUAGUGCUGAGGUGAUUUAAAACUAACUUACUGCAUGAAUGCAAACACUGACUAUUCUUUGUCAGACGUUGGGUGCCUUUUUGAACUAUUCAGUUCCCCAGUGCAAUUCUAAUAGUAAUCAUUAUCCAGUUGUACAUUACACAUGUCCCACUCACUCUGCUUCAUCUUAUCUACCAGUGACUCAAUCUGCACAGUUCCAUAACACUAAUGAAUCAGAUAAGUCAAUGUGUCCAUCCCAUUCAGAUUUGUCUUACUGUAGGUCAUGUGUUGUCAGAUACAGAAGGGUUUUCAUAUUUGGCACAAAUGAUCGAUCCACUGCUGUCCCAUAUAAUAUCCUUCCUUGUCUGAUGUAUCAUCCUUACUAUCCUCUCUCCUCAUCUGUAAUAUUCUGCUAGGACCAAACCAAUAUGGUUCUGUCUGAGUCAGAGAUCAUGUCAGACGAGUGGUCUGGGGUGACUCAUAACAACAUGGGCACUAAGGAUGGGGGGUUGUUCCUGAUAGUGCCUACGUAACAGAGGGCGAUAUUUAUGUCUGAAGAUUUCAUAACAUAUUGCGAUUUACGGCAUGAAGUCGCCACCCAAAGGCUGGAAAUCAGCCUGGAAUGGUUUUUACAUUUAUAAUUAUGAUGCAAUCAAAAGAGUAUAAGAGUGCUUAGUAUGAGCCAGGAAAUGAAUAUUUUAUUCCAGAUAAACAAAAAAUGUCUUGCUUAUUCUGAAUUAUGUUUCUUGAAAGGUGUAGGAGAGCUGUUAUUACAUUUAUUGCAAAUGUUUACAAUUGAGGAAUCUCUGCAAUGUAGUGAUGUACGUUGUAAUGAUACUUGCAUGUUUUCCCCAAAGGAACUGUAUGUAUCUUCUAUUGUAAAUUCUUCAACUUGGCAUGAUAUUGUAUUUGUCAUCAUGGCUAAUUGAAACACUUGUCAAUCAGUAAAUAUUCAUUCAACUCCAUCUUUCAGUAUACAAUGUUGGAGUAAAUGAUCCACUAGAUGGAGACAUAAGACAAGACAUAGAGAACAAAGUGCCCCCUGAAACCAAUUUCUUUCCCUUUCCUCAACAAUAAAAACAUGAUCGAAUGUCAUGGAUAUGGGUGAAUGUGAUGUGUGAACCAGUUUCUUAGAACUUGACUUUGCAAAAACAGUAAGACCGAUUACUGUCAGACAGAAAGACAGAUUACUGUAAAACAGAUUAUGACCUGAUGUCCUCUAUAUAAUUGUGUAUCAAAGUACUUAAGAACAUCCAAUCAGACAACCUUUUUAUAACACAAAGAAAGUGACUAUGGGGAAAUUGCUCAAGAUAUGAGACCCAAGAGUGUUUAGUCCGUGCCAUUUGAUUGAAAGCUACAGGUCUUGUCAGAGUACAGUAUAAAUCUUCUUCCCAUAAGAAACAGGGUAACCUUUACUGAGGGAAACUAUGGGUGCGUCCCAAAUGACACCCUAUUCUCUAGCUUAUGUAGUGCACUACUUUCGUGGAGCACUACAUAGGGAAUAGGGUACCAUUUGGGAAGCCCAUUAUGCCUGGGAGAUCCUGGUAUUAUAACAGCUGAGGAGGAAGAUUCUUAGCGGUGGUCACAGCACACAUUAAUUCUCCAAGCCCUACUGACCCCAGACAUGGAAUAUUUACCACCUUAAUACUCUGCCAUGCUGUCGCCGCAGCUGGUAAUCAUACAUUUUAAUUGCAGGUGUCAUCUAUUUUCAUAUUUUCCCAGAGUUAUGCCCCAUAAAAGCAAUGUGUAACCCAGGCUAAUAAUAACUGGUGUCACGUUUGAAAUGGAAAAUAACAAUUUAUACUCCCUCUUAUUAACCUCUCCUGCUUUGGGAUAUAAUUCAGACUGACAUAGUCACCGUAGAGCAGCACACAGGGAUCAUCAUUGAGAGGGAACAAGGACAGAGAGAGAGAGGGAGAGAGGGAGCGAGAGGUGAAGACAUCAUUUGCAUUUAUACACCUAGCAGGGUCUAGUUCAUUACACUCAAAUGGAAGCAAAUCUUUUAACAGAGAACAUACUGUCAGGGGUGGAAAGACUACUAAAAUAUCCUUCUCCAGUAGAAGUACUGUUACUUUAAUGACAUUUUACUCAAGUAGAAUUAACAUGACUGGCGAAAAAAAAUACUAAAGUAAAAGUUUAAUAAUGUAGCUAAUUUAAAAAGUACUCAGCGUAAAAGCAAUUUAGUUACUUUUAAAAUAAAAACAUUGACCUUGAUAAUUAGCUACUUUCGCUAAGGGUACUUGAACGUUGUUACACAUUAUAUUUUCCAUGCAUUAAAUUCAAAAAGCAUGAGAGGAAAUGUAAAGUAGGAACUAAGCUAAUUUAUUUUGAGUUGCAACAAGGCACAUCUGUAUAAAAAACUAAGAAUGUCAAAAAUAUACUAUUAACGUUUGAAAAUAAAUGAAACAUUCAAAGCAAAUAUUUUUACAAAAAUCUGUACAAAUGCAUAAACAAAGCUGCCACACUUCUAAAUAAACAUUUAUAAUUCUUUCAACCAUUCAAUCCCUCAUUCCCCAAUCUGUUAGUUUUUUUUCAUGAAAAGUUCAGGUAGUACCAUUAGAGGUCAGUAGAUGGUACUCUGUUUUUAAAGAUUGCAGCAAUUUGGAGAUUACUGAAUGCAUCUUGGUGUGACAAUUUAUGAGGGAGAAGUCACUGACAUUGAAACCGACUGUAGAAGAUGAAGUGAACCUUUGGGACUCCAAUGUCUCCGAACAUACCCUUAUAGCUGUCUUGUUUUGAAAUUGUACAUGACUCAGAAGUAGACACAUCUAAUAUCCAUUCAAUUAAAAUAUCCUUUGGAAAACCCAAAUUCAUUAACAUGUACUUAUCAUUUGGCUAUUGCCAUGACUACAGGCCCAUGUUGUUAAUGAUACAGGAUAUGGGGGAAUGAUGAAGCGGUCUUGUUACAGGUUUUUUUUCUCGCUUUGGUGCAAUUUUCACAAGUAUGUGGUACAUUUUCACAACUCUCAGUACAAAACUCAAAACAUAAUCAAAACGGCAGUUGUUACGAAAACUCUAUGUGCAUUUUCAAUUGACUAAGUACAACACACAAAAUCAUACAGUCACUUUUUCACCAAACUUAAUCAGUGUUUCAUAGAGAAAUGCAAAUGUUUCACAAUUGCAAUACAUGCUCACAUAAAGUAAUUGCCUUUUGCAAUGCAACGCUCACACUCCUUUUGAUAUGAUUAUUUUUAUAAGACAUUGUGCUAUUACUUAAUCCGAAUGCUCUCAAUUGAUGAUCACUUAACCGUUCGGUAAACCUAUACAUGUAAACUGGUUUGUCUGCUGCAGAUUAUGAGAACUACAUCAUGAAAAUGUAUGUUUGUAAAGUAGAAACAUAAAAAGAAUGGUAUAUACUCAAAUGUACUACUAAGAUGAUGACUAUUAUGCUUUUACUUCACAGUAAUUUUUUUUUUUUUUUUUUUUUUAUCUGAUAUUGACAAGAUCAGAUAUGUGCUAUGUAACACUGCUUACCUAAAAUUGCAUUGGCCUAUACAGUAAUAUAUGCCAUUUACAUAGCAGACACUUUUAUCCAAAGUGACAACAGUCUACACAUUUUGGUAUGUGACCCCAGUGGGAAUCAAACCCACAACUCUGGUGUUGCUAGUGCCAUGCUCUUAUGAACUGAGCCACAUACAUGAUCACUACAAUGCAAACAUACAGUAUAAUACAAUACACAAUUACAAUACAGGUGGAAGAUGUAUGACUGCCAGCCCCAUGAGCGUACCACUCUUCUUCGGGCCGUGGAUGAGGCAUGCAAUGAUUUCAAUCCAAACCAAUGCCAGGCUUGGAUUCGCCAUGCCAAAAGGGUUUCCUCAGGUGCAUGAACAAUGAGGAUAUUUACUGCGAUUUCCAUGAGAACCUAUAGCCAAAUGCUCAAGACCGGGUUGAUUCAAACUAGUGCCUGCUAAACAUUAAGUUUCUUUAAUUUUUUUUAUUUGAUUACAUUGUGAAAGAUGUCUUCAAUGAUCACACCUAGAAUGAUCACACCUAGAGAUUAUGGAUAUUUGACCUAAAGUCAAAAUUGAGUGUACAUUAUAGCCGAAUGUGAAAACUAGCAUACUACAUUCAACGGGCAAUUUUGAAACAUGUGUCUUAUAUGUUUUGCUGUUGGAUUAACUGUUGUUAAAAUAAAUACAGUGAGAAAAUAUCA